This is a messenger RNA of Drosophila takahashii, 684 nucleotides long. Its product is annotated as probable maleylacetoacetate isomerase 1. NCBI's taxonomy places the organism in Eukaryota, Metazoa, Arthropoda, Insecta, Diptera, Drosophilidae. Gene Ontology annotation, cellular component: cytoplasm; mitochondrion. Gene Ontology annotation, biological process: glutathione metabolic process; L-phenylalanine catabolic process. The record is from RefSeq and is a predicted model, not a curated record. Gene Ontology annotation, molecular function: glutathione transferase activity; maleylacetoacetate isomerase activity.
ACCCGAAGUAUGUCAACAAACUCCAAACCCAUACUUUAUUCUUACUGGUCGAGUUCGUGUGCUUGGAGAGUUCGCAUAGCCUUGGCGAUUAAAAAGAUAGAGUACGAAAUCAAACCGACUUCUUUGUUGAGGACAGUGAGCGGACAUGCAUAUACCGAUGAAUAUAGGAAAGUAAAUCCCCUGCAAAAGGUUCCGUCCUUGAAGAUUGAUGGACUUACGCUGUGCGACUCGGUGGCUAUAAUGCACUACCUGGAGGAAACUCGUCCCCAACCUGCACUCCUGCCCCUAAAACCGGCAAACAGAGCAAAGGUCCGGGAGAUUGUGGAGCUUAUAUGCUCGGGCAUUCAGCCGCUGCAGAACAUUCCGGUACAGGAACUUGUAGGCAAGGAUCAGGGCCUAAAAUGGGCCCAACAUUGGAUUACCCACGGAUUUAAAGGUAUGGAACAGGUGAUCUCCCAAUCGGCGGGUAAAUUCUGUGUGGGCGAUGAGCUUACCAUGGCGGAUCUCUGUCUUGUUCCACAGGUUCGAAACGCUAUAAGAUUCAAAGUUGACCUGGGUCCAUAUCCAAAUAUAGUUCGAUUGAACCAAGAGCUGCAACUGCUGAAUGCCUUUAAAACCACUCAUCCCAGUACGCAGCCCGAUUGUCCCCCGGAAUUUAGAAAUAAAUAAACCAAUCCCUAACAG